AUGCUGGGGGUGCUGCGACGCCUCGAGGCCAAGCGUGGGCGGGAUUGGGUCAUUAAGCAUUUGACGAUAUUCGCUGAUGACAUUCACGGGGGAUGGAAAUUCACAAAUGAAAAAGAGGCUGGCAAAGCUAUCGGUGAUAUUGGGGUCUUGCUUGCAACGUUGGAGGAAAUGAAAUUCCGCAUCAACUACAGCAAGUCGGCAGCGAUGAUGGCUGUUGCAGGAAACAGGAGUCUAAUCGACGUCAUCUACCAGCUCGUGACAUCACUCAGUAAGUCGACGCAUGUGUGCAAUGUGGUGCUGCAUGCUGCAGCUCUCGAGAUCUUUCACAAAUCCCAGCAGUCCAGCACAGCCGUUGAGGCGAAGCUUCGAGAUCAUCUGCGUCGCAAGCCACCCAAGUUCAGGAUCGGACCUCACUUGACACACCGACGGGACCUAGAGAUGACUGCGGCCAGUUUCUUCCAGGAUCCGAGCUUCCCAGACCAGUGGGUGGACGGCGAAGAUCAAGAUCAAUCGCACCUGGAGCUGAUAGAGACCAUGGCACCUUUCAUGGCGGGUCACUCGAUGGGCCCGAUGAACAUGGCAGACGGACUUCAUCCCCUCUUCCAGGCCCCCGCACCGAAUCGGCAGGGAAUGAUGAGGAACCAGUAUGGACAGAAACGACAGCGUGGAUCACAGGGUCAUGUGCAGCAGGUGAGGGGCCCCGGCUCCGGUCUCGGUCCCCAAGGCGUGUCGUACCCGGCUCUGCUAAGGAUGAUGGCCAUCCAACUGCAACGCCAGGAGGAGGCCUUGCGAGUCCUGGCGCAAAGCACCGCAAUGAUGUUCUUCAUGCAAGCAGGGCCUGGCUCUUUUCUGCCCAACCUUCUUCAGUUGAGUCAGACGUGGCAUCAGAAGCAGGCGGCGGGGCAGGUGGACAAGCCAUUGCGUCAACACAUGUCGGUGGCGUAUUGGACGGAGCUAGGAAACCGAGUCACGAAAGCCCAAGAGCAGCUGGGUCAGGAGCUGGGACAGGGGCUGAUGGCGAAGAAGAUCCUCACUGCGGAAGGGGCUUGGGCAUACAUGGCAUGGGACCAGGCAACAAAAAGUCUGAAGCCCACGACGCGGGAGCCCAUCAAGAUGGCGGACAUGCUCACGUUGUUGAAGGUCAUCGUCGAGCACCUCAACAUGCCUGGCAUGAUCACUCGCUUCAAAGCACACAAAGCACAAAAGGCGCUCAAAGCAGUGAACAUGAAGGAGGCGGCCUGUGUCGCCCCGUGGCAGCUGGACAUCUCUUUGCGCCACCCCCAGAGCUCGCGCUUGUGGGAGAGCCUCGUGACACUUCAGGGGAAUGGGGUGCUACAGCUUCUCAACACACAGAUGCGAGCAGCCACCCUUCGGAGGUCCAAGUUGUGCGAUCAGAUUGCCCAGCAGGUGUUCAAGAAGAAUGGCGGGGCUUUCUCAGGUUACCUCAAACAUCUUCCACCGGUCGAUUCCGUUAUGAAAGCCCAGUUCGUGUGCAUGCAAAUCGGGGACCGACUUCGAGCAGAACAACCGCAAUGGCCUGAGAUACUUGAUGCGGAUUUUCGUUUGACUCUGCCUCACCUUGUGGAUGACACUGGAGUUCCAUCGGCUGAUAACGUGGAGUGGCGAGCCUACCAGGCGAUGCUCUUCAGCUCAUCGGGCGUCUAUUUGUGUGAUGAUGGUCGGAGUGCCAAGCUGCUCAACGAUGACGAAGCCACUCAAGUCCCCCAGUCAUGGACAUGUGAGUCAGAUGACACGGCCACUGCGAUGACGGUGCCGAAGGUGUCUUCACUUGAGUUCGUGACUUUGAGCGUGGCUGAGUUCCUCUUUCUUAGGCUACUUUUAAGACGAGUGCGAGCUGCAUGUUGCAUGUUUUGUUGCGCGCGUCCAUUCGGGCCAACUUGA
Messenger RNA from Symbiodinium sp. CCMP2456, 1902 nucleotides. Lineage: Eukaryota; Dinophyceae; Suessiales; Symbiodiniaceae. The record is from the annotation of a GenBank genome assembly.